AUGAGUCCCCAACACAUCAUCUCCGGCGAGAUGCCUUCUUUUCUAUCAUCCGCACCUCCCGUGCCGUCGUAUACGGGGCGCUCUCGCUCGCUCCCGACCAACGCACGGGAAGGAAGAAAAGGCUCGGUGCUGGCCAAUGCGAUUGGACUUCGCAAAAGGAACGCGAUCGAUAUCGUUCUCGCUGGUGACAACGACUUUGUCCAUUCAUACUCAACCCACGACGAGAUAAAGGGACACAUCGAGGUCAAAUUCGAAAAAGACACCGAGUUUGAUGAACUAGCAAUUACUUUUGAAGGCCAUGGUGCAACGUACGUCGAAAGGACAGCUGCCACGGCGCCCGCAGCCUGUCGCGCCACAGGCCAACAUACUUUUCUCAAAGUCCAGCAACCCAUUGCCGACUACUUACUGCCUGAGGACAGCAUUUUUCGAGCCAACAACACAUACAGGAUCCCAUUCACAUUCGUCGUGCCAGAGCGACUACUUCCGUACAUCUGUUCGCACAAGGUUGACCAUGAGGAGAUCCGGCACGAACACAUCCAACUACCGCCGAGUCUUGGAGAUGCCAGCAUUGCAGGCGACGGACACGCGCUGAUGGACGACCUGGCCCCCGACAUGGCGCAGAUAUGCUACAGCGUGCGUGCUCGCGUGACAAAGUACAACGCCGUCGGUCGACUGCUGCAACUCGCCAGCCAGAUUGAGCGCAUCAGGAUUGUGCCUGCGCGCGACGAAGCACCGCCGCUGAUCCUGAGCAACGAGCCUUACAGCGACCACGCCAUGCGCAAGGAAACAUCUGUGAGGAAAGGGCUGUUGAAACUCGGCAAGACAGGCUACCUGGCUGCCGAAACCACACAACCAAAAAGCUUGCGCCUGCCUCACCCGAAACGGACACGGCAGACCGAACCCGUGGCGUCCAUGGCGACGAUCAAUCUACGUUUUGACCCGCGUACGCCAGAUGACGUGCCGCCGCAACUGCAAUCAAUCACGUCGAAGCUAAAAGUCUACACGUUCUUCGGCGCUGCGCCGUUCAAGCUCCUGCCCGAAGUCCGCAAGCACGACAACUGGUCGAGCCUGUACGGCCUGUACCCUGAGACCGUCCCCUUGAGUUCACGCAACCUCUCUACCGUCGCGUGGACGCGGCACGAGCCCGGUUCGUCAGUGGACUGCCGGAAACGGUCAUCCUGCAGCUCUUCUUCCUCUUCUUCAUCCUCGACGUCGUACACGGAAGACUCUGAAGACGUCUCGCGCCGACCAAGCACGUACUCUUCUUCGUCGUCCAGCGCGUCCUCUAUCAUUCCAGAACCCAGCAGCGCCUACCAGGUCAAUCUACCAUUCUACACAGCCAGCGUUCUCGUCCCAAUCGCACUCCCGCACUCGACAGGCUCCAGCAAACCCAAAGUCUUUGUGCCGACGUUUCACUCCUGCAUCGUCUCGCGCACGUACACCGUCGAGCUGAACGUCCGCUUCCGAUCCCCUGGCUCCACCAUCCCCGGCGGCAGCCACGUCACGCUCAAGACGCCCAUCCAGGUUUCGGCCGAGGGCGGUGUUCCUCCCACCGGUCUUCACGAGUCGGAUGCCGCCAUCGCCGCCGAGAUUGAGGCUCAGUUCGGCCUGUACGAGGCUCGCGCUCUGCGUGGGGAGAUUGGUGAUAUCGUGGACGGUGAGAGUCCGAGGUACGACGUGGCCACUGCCAUGACUCCGACUUUAAUGACUGCUCUGGGAGGGUACCACUCCACGCUGCUCAGGGGGACAAGACACUUGAGUCUAGAGGAUUCGACUUCGAUCUCCGCCACGACUCGAUUGAUUCAACAGCCGGGCAUUGCCGCGAUUGCUCCAGUCGGACUCGGAGAAGGAGUCGGUACCGGUGAGGUCGGGACAGGUGCAGGAGGAGGAGGAGGAGGAGGAGGAGGAGGAGUUCGUGAUGAGUCAUAUAAUGCUCCCCCAGAGUAUCGGGCCGCAUACAGCGCUGGGAACAGGCCUGGUGGACCUAGGACCCAUAGUGUGAGUCCUUGA
Molecule: messenger RNA, 2010 nt
Organism: Exophiala spinifera
Lineage: Eukaryota; Fungi; Ascomycota; Eurotiomycetes; Chaetothyriales; Herpotrichiellaceae
Exons: 1
Coding region: 1-2010 (669 amino acids)
Source: RefSeq, a predicted model, not a curated record